GCUACUCUCUUGACCUAGAUGUAUGAAAGCAAUAAAGCGUAACUAGUUGAAAAUCGUUGAAAAUCAUUGAGGAAUUUCCCCUAUUCAACUAUGUAAAAGCCGAAUCUUGGAGAACGUCACCAGCAAUGACAGAGUGGCUGAGUGGCGACCCAGACGUACCCGCACAAAAUGUGUACAUGGUACCUGCCUCUCAGGGUGCCGAGGUUUACCUUCGCCUGCAGCGUCCCAACGUUCCAUUCGGAGUCAGCGGCAGGGGAGUUGGCAUACAUACAUAAAUUCUCAGCUAUCAUGGAACUUACAGGGGUUAAUAAAAAUAUAAGGGGGAAUCGAAUACACAACGCUUUGCAUACAUAUAUACAUACCUACCUUGUAGUAUAACUAGAUGACUAUUUAACUAGUUAGUUAGUCUUUGCUUUUCGGUUUCCGUUUCGGUUUGUCGGUCAGUCUUAAUAUCGUCACCGUAUAUUCUCCUUUUACGCUGCGUAGGAGCAAUUGAAAAGAAACCAUUGCAUCCCAGCGUAGACCACGGUCCGUUGAAGGCAAUUUUCAGAUCGUAGACAUCGCCAUGUCUGACUCUAUCGUCUCUACUGUCGACAAGAAGAAAAGGGCUCCCGGUGGGCGACUGGAUCUGCUUUGGUUCAUUCUACCUAAACUUCCCUUGAUCGUCAAGGUCAUUCUGCUACAUGUCAUCGGCGGGUCCGAGACUUCUCGGUAUCGGGAUCUAAAGAGUGAUGUGACCAUCGCGGUCCUACGGUCAUUAACUGACCCAUCGAAACCGAAACCUCUUUCUGAGGUCCAGGCCAUGACUUUGAAGGACCCAGGCGUCAAGGGCAAAUUGUGGGUUAGCACGGUGGCGUCUGAGCCCCCUCCCGAGCGAGGGAUUCGGGACGCCCUGUUGGCAGUCAUCGACGCGUUGAACGAGCCUAGCGCAAGAGGUACAAAGCCGUCCUUCAAGAUACCGGAGCUCGUUCCCGUCGAGGCCGAGUGGACGGGGUAUAGAGCUGCCGCGUCUAAGAACUCGAAACCCCCGGAGAUCUCGGAGGAGCAGAAGUACCGCGAGAUGAUGAAGGAGUGCAAGAACUCGACGACAAUCUUGUACUUCCAUGGUGGGGCUUACUAUCUGUGCGAUCCGUCGACACAUAGGUUGCUGAUGAAGCGAUUGACCAAGCUGACGGGUGGCCGCGCGUAUUCGGUCAGGUAUCGACUUGCACCGCAAGACCCGUUUCCAGCUGCGCUAUUGGAUGCCUUCGUCUCUUAUUUUACCCUUCUCUACCCGCCUCCCGGGUCGAUACACGAAGCUGUUGCUCCCGGGGAUAUUGUAUUUGGCGGUGAUAGCGCGGGCGGCAACCUCGCUCUGGCACUCCUUCGAACGCUAAUGGAGAUCCGCCGCCAGAACCGCAAGAUCAAUUGGUUCGGCGAGGAGCGAGAAGUGCCCCUACCUGCUGGUCUUGCUAGUAUGUCUCCAUGGAUAGAUAUGGUGCAGAGUCUGCCUUCGUUGACUAGGAACCAAAAGUGGUGCUAUCUUCCUCCCCCAAGGCUCCUCUCGGAAGAACAUCAACCACCGGCGGAUAGCAUAUGGCCGACUGACCCACCUCGAAAGCACGUUUACGUCGAUGACGACUAUAUACUUCACCCGUUGGCUAGCUUACAGAUGAAUAAUGACAGCUGGGAGGGAGCACCGCCCAUGUAUAUAUCCUGCGGCUGGGAGAGUCUCGAAGACGAAAUCAAGUACUUCGUGGCAAAGCUCACCAGGGACGGCGUAACGGUGGUGUUUGAGGAGUACCAAGCGAUGCCGCACGUGUUCGAGGGGCUUCUGCCCAAGCUCCCCGAGUCGCAGCGUAACCGAGAAGGUUACGCGAAUUUCGUCAAGGCCGUAUGUAAAGACGCGAAGAAUAUCAAGUCGUCUUAUACAGCGAUCAAAGCGAAGACUUUAGAGGAAUUGGAAAUCGACGUGGAAAAACUGACCCCGCAUAGCGACGAGGAAGUAAGGGAGCUGGCUCGACAGAGAGUCUCUGCACAAAAAGCACCCGUUGCGCCGGCUCCCGAUGUACCGGCAAAGCUAUGAGCUCUCAACUUAACUUCUUAAAGGUGCAUCGUCCUUGGUUCUGCGCGUAUUUAUUAUAAUGAGGGGGGUUGUAUACGAUGUGUAUGUUUUUUACGUCUUGAGUAUAAAUGGUAAUGAACGAGAUAUAUGAUAUAGGUAGUUAUUCGGGGUACUUGUCCAUUAUUCUAGAAGGAAAUAUCAAGAAGUAAGGGGUUUAAACAAAUGUCUGGAAGAUAAUGUGAAAUACAGCAAAUAUAAGACAUGAAGGUGCC
Daldinia vernicosa is the source of this 2316-nucleotide messenger RNA. Its product is annotated as alpha/beta hydrolase fold-domain-containing protein. The coding region runs from base 566 to 2065 and encodes 499 amino acids. Gene Ontology annotation, molecular function: hydrolase activity. The transcript has a single exon. The record is from RefSeq and is a predicted model, not a curated record. NCBI's taxonomy places the organism in Eukaryota, Fungi, Ascomycota, Sordariomycetes, Xylariales, Hypoxylaceae.